Carlito syrichta (Philippine tarsier) is the source of this 1215-nucleotide messenger RNA. Its product is annotated as DNA polymerase alpha catalytic subunit-like. The record is from RefSeq and is a predicted model, not a curated record. Gene Ontology annotation, molecular function: DNA-directed DNA polymerase activity; DNA replication origin binding; single-stranded DNA binding. Gene Ontology annotation, biological process: lagging strand elongation; leading strand elongation; mitotic DNA replication initiation. Gene Ontology annotation, cellular component: alpha DNA polymerase:primase complex. Lineage: Eukaryota; Metazoa; Chordata; Mammalia; Primates; Tarsiidae. The transcript is spliced from 9 exons. The annotation marks the transcript as partial.
AUUUUGAUGCAUACGAAAGAGAUGGUACAGAAGAUGAAUCUUGAAGUUAUUUAUGGAGAUACAGAUUCAAUUAUGAUAAAUACCAAUAGCACCAAUCUGGAAGAAGUAUUUAAGUUGGGAAACAAGGUAAAAAGUGAAGUGAAUAAGUUGUACAAAUUGCUUGAAAUAGAUAUUGAUGGUGUUUUCAAGUCUCUGCUACUGCUGAAGAAAAAGAAAUAUGCUGCUCUGGUUGUUGAGCCAACAUCAGAUGGGAAUUAUUUCACUAAACAGGAGCUGAAAGGAUUAGAUAUAGUUAGAAGAGAUUGGUGUGAUCUUGCUAAAGACACUGGAAACUUUGUCAUUGGCCAGAUUCUUUCUGAUCAAAGCCGGGAUACUAUAGUGGAAAACAUUCAGAAGAGGUUAAUAGAAAUUGGAGAAAAUGUGCUAAAUGGCAGUGUCCCAGUGAGCCAGUUUGAAAUUAACAAGGCAUUGACAAAGGAUCCCCAGGAUUACCCUGAUAAAAAAAGCCUACCUCAUGUCCAUGUUGCCCUCUGGAUAAAUUCUCAAGGAGGGAGAAAGGUGAAAGCUGGAGAUACUGUGUCAUAUGUCAUCUGUCAGGAUGGAUCAAACCUCAGUGCAAGUCAGAGGGCUUAUGCACCUGAGCAAUUGCAGAAACAGGAUAAUCUAACCAUUGACAACCAGUACUACCUGGCUCAGCAGGUCCACCCAGUUGUGGCUCGGAUCUGUGAACCAAUAGAUGGAAUUGAUGCUGUUCUCGUUGCAACAUGGUUAGGACUUGACCCCACCCAAUUUAGAGUUCAUCAUUAUCAUAAAGAUGAAGAGAAUGAUGCUCUACUUGGUGGCCCAGCACAGCUCACUGAUGAAGAGAAAUACAGGGACUGUGAAAGAUUCAAAUGUUCAUGUCCUACGUGUGGAACUGAGAAUAUUUAUGAUAAUGUGUUUGAUGGUUCGGCAACCGAUGUGGAACCCAGUUUGUAUCGUUGCAGUAACAUCGAUUGUAAGGCUUCACCUCUGACCUUUAUAGUACAAUUGAGCAACAAAUUGAUCAUGGACAUUAGACGUUUUAUUAAAAAGUACUAUGAUGGCUGGUUGGUAUGUGAGGAGCCAACCUGUCGCAAUCGAACUCGGCACCUUCCCCUUCAGUUCUCCCGAAGUGGGCCUCUUUGCCCAGCCUGCAUGAAAGCUACACUUAGACCAGAGGUAACAGUUUCAUAA